Molecule: messenger RNA, 2818 nt
Organism: Phragmites australis (common reed)
Lineage: Eukaryota; Viridiplantae; Streptophyta; Magnoliopsida; Poales; Poaceae
Product: protein MLN51 homolog
Exons: 12
Coding region: 193-2298 (701 amino acids)
Biological process (GO): mRNA processing
Cellular component (GO): exon-exon junction complex
Molecular function (GO): mRNA binding
Source: RefSeq, a predicted model, not a curated record
CAAACCCAACUCGUCCCUUCCCUUCCCGUCCCGUUUCACGAGUCCCUCCGCUGUCCCCUGCUCCCCCUUCCUCUCUCCCCUACGAUUCGAGCUCUUUCGCCUCACAAAAACCAAACCCACAACCGCACGAGAAAAAAAAAAUCUCACCACACCGCGCCGCGACCAAAUCUAGGGUUGGUUGGUUCGUUCGCCAUGGCCGACCCGCCGCCCCCGGACGCGCAGCCACCGCCCGCCGCCGCCCCCGAACCCGUCGAAGUUGAGAAGGCCCCCGCGGCGCCGCUCACGCCGGAGCUGGACGCCGCUGCGGCGGGGGUGGAUGAGGAGGAGUACGUGAGCGACCCCGAAGACGCGCCGCUCCCGACGAUGCGGCGCCGGGAGGCCAGCGACGACGAGGGGUCCGAGGACGGGAGGCCUAGGGCGCGGAUCGGGCCCGACCACGACGACGACGGCCAGGGCGCCCCCGAGGCGUACGACGACGAGGUGGAUGACGAGGAGGACGAGGAGUACUACGACGAGGAAGAGGAGGAUGUGGGCGAGGGGUUCGGGGGGGAGUACGGGGGGCGCGCACCGCCGGCGCUGGCGCCGCCCAAGGAGGACGGCGGCGGUGGCCAGGGGACGCCCGGGGAGGAGGGCGGGAAGGCUGGGGAGGAGGGGCUGGCGGAGGGGGAGGUGGAGGGCGAGGGGGAGGAGAAGGAGCAGGAGCCGUUCUCGGUGCCCACUUCCGGUGCCUUCUAUAUGCACGAUGACCGGUUCCAGGAGGAGAACCGCGGCCGGCGCAGGCGAAUGUUUGGUGGGAGGAAGUUAUGGGAUGCUAAAGAUGAUCAAGCUUGGGUGCAUGACAGAUUUGAGGAGAUGAACUUGCAAGAUGAGCGCAAUGAAGAUAAGCGGAUGCCAAGAGGUCGUUUUAGAGGUCGUGGUGCUGGAGGUAAGGCACGAGGUGGUGGUCGUGGUUUUCCUAGAGGAGGAAAGCAACACAAUUACCAUGAAGAUGGUAACACCCAAAACCGCCCCCCAAAGGUUGUUAGAGGGAGAGGACCUCGACGUUAUGAAGCUGUUGCAAGGAACAACAGAGAGUUUGUUGGAUCCCAGCGUAAACAAGCAGCAAGAUUUCGAGAACCUGCUCCAAAUGCUGCUGCAGCCAGAGAGAGUGGUCAAGUUUCACAUGCGCAGCCAGAAGCUGCCCCUACUAAAACGAAUGCCAUCAGUUCAAGCCUAAAUUCUGCGUCGCCACCAUUUUACCCCUCUGGUGCAUCCAAACAAGAAUUUUCUGUAGCAGCUCAAAGGAGGGACAUACAAGCAGGUUCUAAUAAGGUCCUUCCAUCUUCCAUGAAGAUGGAUGAUAACUUAAAGCUACAAUCUGGUUCGAUGGUUAGAGGGAGAACAACUAUGGAUUAUGUGGGACGUGAUAGGUUUCAUGCUGAUGGUCCUGUUAGGUCAUCUCCUGGAAGGGGGGUGGCAACAUCGUUGAAUUCAUCAGGCUUCACAUCAUCAUCAGUUAAUCCUGGCCAAUCCCCUAUUGUCAGGGCUUCAGAGGGGAAUUCAAGCAUCGGGAUUUCUUCAAAUAAUCAGGUCACUUCAUCACUUCACCAAACGUUGAGGAUUUCUACGCAACCGCAAAGUCACACAUCACUCAUGCACCAGAAGUCAGUCCAAGUGCAGAAUAAGUCUGCAACGAGAAUACCAACUCAACAGUUGAGCCAUCGGACUGGCAAUCCUUCGCCAGCUGCUCAGCAUCUACCUGUUAAAUCAACUGAAAGUGGUGAGAAUGGUUCAUAUCCUAGUCCGAAUAAUUCCAAGACAUCUUCUGCAGUGGGAAAAGCCAACAACCAGGAAACUGGAAGGGGCUCAUUUAUGUAUGGUGGAGCCCAAGUUAUUGGUGCUGCUGGAGCUGUUGGACUUUCCCAGGGCGAUCAAAAUUUUCCUGGCACUCCAGCUCUGCUGCCAGUGAUGCAAUUUGGGGGUCAGCAACCUGGUGGUCUUGGAGUUCCUACUGUUGGUAUGGCCCUCCCUGGCUAUGUAGCCCAACAGCAGAUGGGAAUGGGAAAUAAUGAAAUGACAUGGUUGCCAUUAUUGGCUGGUGCAGCCGGUGCUUUUGGAGGAUCAUAUCCACCUUAUAUAGCCCUUGAUCCGAGCUUUUACUCUAGACCUUCAGGACAGACAUCAUCGUCAGUUCCAUCCAGGGAACCUAGUGCUAACAGAGGGUCUAAAUCUCCUCCUCGAAACGAUAUUGGGAAUGAGGAGCUUGAUCAGCGCCAGAACAAGCCUAGGAGAUACUCAGAGAUGAACUUCAGUCAGUGAAGCACCAUGUAAGGUGAAUUGCAUCUGAAUAAGCUGCUUAUGGCCCUAUUUUAGGCCCUUGGUGAUCUCCAGUUUUGAUCUGGAGCACUUUGGGUGGCUUGGUAUCGUAAAUUAUGUUAGGUCCUAUAAAUGCCUGUUUGGUCUGGAGUUAUCUGAUGAGGUCACUUCACAGCAGAGCAGGGGUGGCAUUCGUCACUUGAAUUGUAGUGUUGCUCGGUUGUGAUGCAUCUGGAAAUGUCAUAUUCGUUGGCUGCGCCUGAAGAUGUGGGUGGUUCUUGAAGAAAGCUUGGAAUAAUGAUUUGCGUUGGUUGAAGUUUUGAGUUUUUUUAAGUACAUCUUGCUAGUGACUCCAAUUGGUGUCAGUCUACUCUGAUGUACCUAUCCUCUUAUAGUGGUUGGUAAGACCAAGUGCCUUUAGGCUGCAGUUUGUAUCUUUUGGAAUCUGUUGAAAUGUGGGUGCGGUUUGUGACUAUAUUCAAUGAGUUCGUGCAAGAUGACAUAGUGUUGUUUUAAAACCCAA